Rotaria sordida is the source of this 1357-nucleotide messenger RNA. Lineage: Eukaryota; Metazoa; Rotifera; Eurotatoria; Philodinida; Philodinidae. The record is from the annotation of a GenBank genome assembly.
AUGGGAGCCGAAAACAGCCUUAUUCACAGACGCAACGUUGAUAUAAUACAACCAUCGGAACCUGAAAAUUUGGAAUUAGGUGAAUCUAGAGCUAAUGCUCCUACAGUUCCAGUUUACGAUAAUGCUGAUGCAUCUCGUCAAAGAAACUCGCCUGCAACAACUGCAACGGAAAUUUCUGGCAAGCCACGUUCAAAGAUGACCAACCAUCAACCUAUUCCAUCACACCAACUUCUUCAGAAUCAGCGGUAUAUUAUUGGCAAAGUGGAGAGAUCUCAUGUGGUACCGCACAUGCAACUACGACGACAAGCAAGAGAAAUUAGGGAUAAUGAGGAUGAGGAAACAAUUCCAAACAAUUAUCGUCAAUUGUCAACAGAUGAUUAUGUAAUGCCCGUUAUUUGGUUGGAUAACGAAGUUCGUGAUUCAGAGGAAAAUCUAAAGAUGCAAGAUGAAUUAAACGUUGUAACACCAUCACUAAAAGUAUUCAACAACAUUGAAGACUGUGAAGACUAUAUUCGAAAAUUAGCCACUACUGAUAAAAAAGAUGUAGCACUUGCUUUUGUUGAACACCAGCAACAGAAUUUGUCUGAAGAUUGUCAACUAGUAUUAUUUGAGAUAAAAAUUGAUCCGUGUCUUAAAACUCUGCCAUAUGCAAAUAUUUCAGAAUUAAGUGCCUUGCGCGGCGAAAAGGAAGUUUUGUUUGUACCGGGAACAAUUUUUAAAAUUCAAAACGUUCAUAAAGAUAAAAAUUCUGAUAAUAUUGACAUUAUCCAACUAGAAUUAUGCAGUGAAGAAGACCCAGAACUGUGCGAAAUUAUCUUGCAUUGGACAAAACAAAUUGAAACUGAAACUAAUGAAACUUCAUUGGGUUGGUUAAUCAUGCAAACAGGUCAUUUAGAUAAAGCCGCAAAGUUUUAUGAAACAUUGUGGAAUCGAUUACCACAUAAUGAUCCUUUGAUCGUAGAUUGUUACUAUGGUUUGGGUAAUUGUAAUCAAAAUGCUGGAUAUUAUAAUGAAGCCAUUUUCUACCAUACUGAAGCAUUUAAGGCUGCAGAGGAAGUACGCAAUGGUGAAAAAUGGUUUGCCAAAGGUUACAGUUCAUUAGCAGAUGACUACUUUCUUAAUAAUGAAAUGGAAAAAGCACUUGAAUCAUAUCAAAAAGCAUUACCGAUUUACAUAUCCAAAUAUGGUGAAAAACAUCCAGAUACUGUGAAGUGUCAUACGAACCUCGGUAAAGUCUAUGAAAAUAUGGAAGAAUAUGAAUUGGCAGAAAAGUCAUAUCAAACUGCAUUUAAUCUGACUAAGUCUUCUAAAUCGAAAAAAGAUCCAUUUGAUCUUGCUACAUCAUCAAUCAACUUGG